Molecule: messenger RNA, 936 nt
Organism: Penicillium daleae
Lineage: Eukaryota; Fungi; Ascomycota; Eurotiomycetes; Eurotiales; Aspergillaceae
Product: oxidoreductase, short-chain dehydrogenase/reductase family
Exons: 4
Coding region: 1-936 (311 amino acids)
Molecular function (GO): oxidoreductase activity
Source: RefSeq, a predicted model, not a curated record
AUGCCUCCCGCCUCCCAAUAUGUCGAAAAGCCCGCAAGCGGUGCCAAAUCCCAGUUCGAGCCGGGCCAUAAAAUCCCGAUCCAACAUUUGACCAAGCCGGGCCUGGAAUCGGACAUGGCGGAUCCAAAACCCGUCUUUGACCAAAUUCCCACCGAGGACGGUGGCUAUCAGCUAUAUAAGGCAGCCGGUAAGCUGCAAGGUAAGAAGGCUAUUAUUACCGGCGGUGACUCUGGAAUUGGGCGAGCUACGGCGAUUCUCUAUGCGAUGGAGGGGGCUUCAAGCUUGAUCGUCUAUUUGCCGGAGGAGGAAUCAGACGCCAAGGAAACUAAAAAGAAGGUGGAGGAGCACGGAGCAAAGUGCCAUUGUCUGGCGAUUGACUUGCGGAAGCGAGAGAAUUGCAAGAAGGUGAUUGAUACUGCUCUGCAGACUAUGGGAGGCAUUGAUAUCCUGGUCAAUAAUGCGGCCUUCCAGCAUAUGCUGAGUGACAUCAGCGAGCUGGAUGAGGAUCAGUGGGAGCGAACCUUCGACACGAACAUCCAUCCAUUCUUCUACCUCUCGAAGUAUGCUUUACCUCACAUGAAACGAGGAUCCACCAUCAUCAACUGUGCAUCUGUCAACCCAUACAUCGGCCGUGGCGAUCUGCUCGACUACACGUCGACCAAGGGAGCCAUCGUGGCAUUCACACGAGCCCUGUCAAACCAGCAGAUCAAGAAUGGUAUUCGCGUCAAUUGCAUUUGCCCAGGUCCUAUCUGGACCCCGCUUAUUCCAUCAACCAUGCAAACUAGUGCCAUGGAGCAGUUUCACACUGUUCCGAUGGGACGGCCGGGACAGCCAAGUGAAGUGGCAACAUGCUUCGUGUUCCUUGCGAGCCAGGAUAGCAGCUAUAUUGCGGGCCAGUGUCUUCAUCCAAACGGUGGAAUCAUUGUGAAUGGCUGA